Anneissia japonica is the source of this 558-nucleotide messenger RNA. Its product is annotated as asporin-like. The transcript is spliced from 4 exons. Lineage: Eukaryota; Metazoa; Echinodermata; Crinoidea; Comatulida; Comatulidae. Gene Ontology annotation, cellular component: plasma membrane. The record is from RefSeq and is a predicted model, not a curated record. Bases 1 to 558 code for a protein of 185 amino acids.
AUGACUGUUCUACGUUGGACAGCACUCCUACUACUCGUGAAGUUUUCGAGGCAGUCAGCAUGUGGAGACACUCAUUCGAUGGCAGAUUGUAAUUGUAAACAGAACUUAGUUGGUUGGACUGUUGAUUGUACAGGACUUGGACUCAGUGCUUUACCCGCUGGUAUUCCAGUGAACACCACGCGUCUAUCUGCUAGGUACAACAACAUUCAAUCAAUUGAUGGAGCUUUCGAAGACCUAACUGUACUUAUUCGAUUGCAAUUAGAUAGCAACAGAAUAAAGGUCAAUAAUAACAGAACAUUCAAAGACACAAGGGAACUGCGAGAUCUAGAAAUGCAAAAGCUAAGAACAGAACUUGAGAUGGUGAAGGCUGACGUUUCAAUAGCUAGGACUCAUAGAGGAAAAAUAGCAGAGAAGCUGAAAUCAGUUGCCGCUAUUGUCACGGUGUCGUUGUCGACCGCUGAAAGAGAGAAUUCGAGGACGGUGAGAUCAAGGGAAAAUCAACCCAAAAAAUCUUACGCGGACAUGGCAUCAAAAGUACCGGAAGUGUCAAAAGUGUAG